CCACCUUUCUUCCUCCUCCCAUCUCCCACACAGCAGCAGUAAGCAAGCAGCCACUUCACACAGUACCCAGGAGCAAGAGUAGUAGUUCAGGAGCGAGCUAGCUAGCGAUGGAGAUGUCUACCAAGGUGGUGGCGGUGCUCGUCCUCGCCGUGCUGGCGGCGGCCUCGACCGAGGCGAGGAACAUCAAGACGACGGAGGCGGCCAGCAAGGACGCGGUCCUGCAGCCGACGACCUUCCCGCCCUUCGACCGCUUCGGCAGCGCGUCCCCGGCGUUCGGCGGCAUGCCCGGGUUCAGCCUCCCCGGCAGCAGCGGCGCCACCCCGGGCCUCGGCGGCAUCGGCAGCAUGCCCUUCCUCGGCGGCUCUUCCCCAGGACUCGGCGGCUCACCGGGCCUCGGCGGCUUUGGCCGCAUGCCGGGCUCCCCCGCCGGCGCCUCCGUCGACGAGCACGCCCAGAAGCCCUGAAGAUAUCUGCCCACCCGGCGGUAGAUCUGCUAGUGUCUGGCACGGUGCACGGUGGUAAUGCUAGCUAUACGUAGUGCGCCGUGCACGCAUGCAUGGUUGGUUGGUUCUGUGGGCGCUAUACGCCGCGUACGUACGUUCGUCUGUGUGUGCGGCUUAGGUCGCGCUGGCUCCCUGUUGGAGGACUCGAUUUGUUUGUUAUGUUUUGUUGUCUCAUUUGGUUAGGUCUAUCUUUCGGUCCUAUGUGUUAGUUCUUUGGAUGUACUCCUGUAGUAGUGCUGUUCUUGAGGCAUGAAUAAUGCUAGAUGUAUGUGUCGCUUGUGUUAUGGUAAUGUUUAAUUGAAUGGACUGUUGUUGUAGUA
Lolium perenne is the source of this 823-nucleotide messenger RNA. Its product is annotated as MFS18 protein. Lineage: Eukaryota; Viridiplantae; Streptophyta; Magnoliopsida; Poales; Poaceae. The record is from RefSeq and is a predicted model, not a curated record.